Lutzomyia longipalpis is the source of this 4953-nucleotide messenger RNA. Its product is annotated as titin. The coding region runs from base 328 to 4815 and encodes 1495 amino acids. Gene Ontology annotation, cellular component: extrinsic component of mitochondrial inner membrane. NCBI's taxonomy places the organism in Eukaryota, Metazoa, Arthropoda, Insecta, Diptera, Psychodidae. The record is from RefSeq and is a predicted model, not a curated record. The transcript has 4 exons.
CCCCAAAGCAUCGAGAGCCCCACGAACUUGGCUAUUAUUUCUGCAUUGAGACAUAGGACUUUUUGAGAUUAUUUCAGUUGAGGAUUACCUCUUGUGCUGAACACAUUUUCCCGCAUAUUGUGAGUCUCUUUGCCAUACGAGUGUGUGUGUGUGAUGAUUUAGGCGCGGACAAGUGCAUAAUACCUACAGUCUGUGCGUGCAAAAUACAUAAUAGUCGACGUUAUCAGAGCAUCGCGAUAAGAACUUGUGGAAAUCAAAGAGUUUAGACUUGAGAAGUUAUUAUCUCAAGAAUCUCUUAUAGUCAAUCAACGAAGGAAAGUUGAGAAAAUGGGUAGAAAAUCAAAAGGAAAAGCCAACAGAAACAACCAACAGGCAGUUAAAGUUAGUCAACCAAUUGGUAAUCAACUCUCUGGUGAUGCUGCAAAAAAGGAAACUCCUGUAGCGGAAGAAACAGCUGAAAUUGCUCCGAGUAUUGCUAAGUCUGAGCCAAGCAGCAGCAAUGAUGCACCGACAACAGCAGUAGCUGAAGCAGCAACAGCAGAACCUGUAAAUGUUGCCCAAGAAAUAGCCAAGGAAGAACCCCAAGAGCAAGAAAUGGAAGACACUGGAGCAGAAUUCAGUCAAGUUGGGAAGAAAAAAAGAAAUAGAAAUCGCAACAAGAAAAAGAAUCAACAAAACAUCCAAGAAGUUGAGCAAAAUGCAACUGCACCAGAUGAAAAUGCACCGAAAAGUCCACCCGUGGUGCCUGAAGUGGCCAAAGAUGUGCAAAAUAAGGAAGAAAUGGCUGAAAAAGCAUUAAAUGCCUCAUCAAAGCGAAGUGAGAAGAAUAAUAAAAAGAAGAAUGCAGAGAAAGCAAAUCAAGUGGCGUCUGUUGAUGAAAAUAGAAUUUGUGGUGUGGCAAUAGAUACAGUUGUGAAAGCCAAUGAAAGUGGUGACAAUGUUGUAGCAAAUGACGUUCAACAUACAAAAGUGCCGAAAGAAAAUUUGUCACACCUCGCGGGGGAAGCUCUGAAAAAAUUAGAAAAUCCACCUGAGAAAAAAAAAGAAGAGCUCAAACCAGACGCUAAACCUACAGUUGAUCAGGAAAUUAGUUCUCAGAGUAAAUCUGGCGAGAAGCCUGCAGUUAAAGAUGAGGUUCAAUGUGAAAUUAAGCCUGAAGCUAAGUCAGAGAUUUCGCCUGAAAUUAAGGAAAAACCAAAAGAAAAAUCUCAAGACAAAAAUGAACCUAAACCUUCAAUUAAACAAGAGGCAAAAGGAGACAUCAAAACCGACUUAAAAUCUGAUGAAAAGCGUGAAGAAUGUAAGGCUCAUGCACCUCCAUCUGAAGUCAAACAAAAUAAAUUCAACAAAAAAGCUGAGAAGCAAAAAGAAAAUAAAAAUUCUAAAGCCGAAACUAAGCCUAAUGUUAAAGCACAACCUGAAGCUAAACAUCAAGAUGAUCCUGUUAAAGUUCAACCGAAGGAAACUGCAACGUCUGAUAACAAGACUGUUCAAGAAAAUAUCGAAGCUGCUGUAGAACCAGAUAAAAAUGAGAUUCUAAAUAAGCCUGAGAUCAUAAAAGAAACCAAAGCUGAAGAAAAAUCUGAAGAUAAUUUCGAAGUUAAGACUCCUGCCAAAGAACAACCAAAAAGUGAGAGCAAAAAAAUAAAACAAAUUGAAGAUGUAAAAUCGGGAGAACAGGUUGCAAUCAAGACUGAAGCUAAACCUGAAGAUAAGCUUGAAGUAAAGUCUGAAGAUAAAACUGAUAGUAAACCAGAAGUCAAAGUAGUCCCGAAAUCAGAUCAAAAGCAAGAAGGUAAAUCUAAAAAUGAUAAAUCCCAAAAAAAGCAGCAAAAACAACAAAAGACAGAGCAAAAGGUACCGGAUAAAAAGACAAAGCCUGAGGACGUUAAGAAAAAUACAGAGCCAAAGAUUACUCCAGAUAAAACAACAGAAUUAACAACAGAUCAAGUACCCCUCUGUGAAGCUCCGAAAGCCGCCACAUUACCAAAGACUGAUGAAACAAAGGAGCUUGCAAAGCUCGUUGAUACAGCUUCUAAGGUGGAAGUACCUUUGAUAGAUCCAAUAACAAUUGAAAUCUCUCAACCACUCAUCAUUACAACGGAGGUGUGCAAAGAUAAACUUAAGGAACCAAGUACUGAAUCAACAUUGGCACAGCUUAUUGAGCUAGUUUCCAACACCGAUAUACCAUUGCAGGAUAUGUGUCCAGCAGGUGUAAAGGAGAAAAUGGCAGAAUUUCAGAAGCCAAUAGCUGAAACUGGUGCAGCUUUGGCUGAAUUAGUUAAUGUCGUUGCAGGAGUUGAUGUCCCUCUAAAAGAUGUUGAACUUCCAAUAAUCGAGGAUAAAACUGAUAAAGGGCUAAAAGGUAAAAAGGGUAAACAAACGAAAGGUAAUGAAACAAAAUCUCCGCAAAUUCAGGAGAAAAAUCAAGAUAUAAAGAAGGCAGAUGCUACGAAGCCAGAGGCUAAACCAAGUGAAUUGAAAAAAGACAAUAAGAAAAAUAAUGAGGCUACAGAUAGUAAAGAUUCAAAGCAAGAUAGUUCAGCCAAAGAGAAGAUUGAAGUCAAAGAGUCUACAGCGGCAAGUCAAGAACUACAAACGGUAGUCCCUCAGACAGAAGAAACUAAAGAGACUGCAGCCCCUGAUAAGGAAAUUGAAGUAACGCAGGUUCAAGAAAUUAAAAAGGACACAGAAGCAAGUCUGAAUGAGAGCCAUCCAGAGGUUAGUAGUGAAGCUCCUAAAAAGCCUGAGAGUCAAGAUUCAUGCCAAGAAAAGACUGCAAUAUCAACAGAAGGGAAGAAAGACGAAAAAAUUGAGCCAAAAUCAGAACAAACUCAAACUUGUAAAGAUAAGGAAACGAAACCUCUUGAAGAACCCAAAAAAGAGAGUUCUGUCCAAACAGCUCCAAGUUCACAGAAACCGUGUCAAAAUACAUCUCCACCAAUUACAAAGAAGAAUAAGGAUGAUGCGAAUAUAAGAGCAGCAAAGGAGAAGAGCGAGGCUAAGGCAAAAGAAGUUCCUGAAAAAAAUCCGCAGGAGAAAAUGGAUGCCAUUUCGUUUGAACCAGAUAAAUUAAUUGAUAUCCUGGACACAAAAAUGCAGACACUACCUACCAGUACUGGAGCCAUUAAGAAGGUUCCAAAGCAAAAGGCUGAGCAGGAGAAAGACAGCAUUGGGAGCAGUGACAUGGGAGCACAGACACAGAUUAGUGUCUUACCGUCUUUCCAUGACAAAACUAAGCCAUCAGAGGAAGUUAAGGCAUCAAAUGAGGGUAGGAAAAUUAAUCAGCCUGCUCAACAGGUACAACAACAGAAGACGGAUAAAAGCGGGAAGACUUCGCCACAGAAGAGUCCACCCAAGUCUCCGGCUGGUAAGAAGCCCCAAAUACCUCCAAAACCUGAACAUCUUCUGAAGAAAACUCCGCAACAAGGCCCACAAAAGGAACCGUUGAAUCAGUCUUCAAAAGCGCCUGAAAAACCCGCAGGAAAGAAACAAAUGAUUUUGUCAGAUGACGAAGAAGAAUUUAUUGAAUACAAAUUUACACCAAGACAAGUCUUCCUCGCUACAAUCUGCCAAGUUUGCAAGAUAGCCCUGCAGAGUCCAAACCCAUGCCUGAGCUGCCUCAUGGUUUCCUACUGCAGUGAAGCUCAUGCGAAAGAAGAUGCCGUGAUACAUCAACCACUAUGUCGUGCACUUCAGGAAAUUGCCCGGAAACGUGGAGGGCAUGUUUACAAUAAUGCAAAGAUCCUGUCAAGUGAUGACUUCAGGAAUCUCCGUGUCCACACCCUCAAUCUGUGCGAAUCUCUAACACAGCGACCCCUACAACCGUUCGAAAAGGAAAUCCUCAUCUUCCCACGGAUCUGCUGUACUCCAACCUGCCGUGAGUGGCGACCACCAUUGCUGACGGAAUGUCAAAAAUGCGGUCAAGUCUCCUACUGUCGGGAACAACCGGCUCACCUAUCUGAGGAUCAUCAGCGUUGGUGUCCCUUCUUCCUGCUCUACCAAAAACUCAUAAUCCGCCAGAAGACAAUUGGUCGCAUUGAACCAACCCUUCCGUCGAGAAUCUUCUUGCAGCGCUACGAACUUCCUGCCACAAUGGAGGAUGUCUUCAAGGAGCUGUACAAGAAUAACCCUGCCAUUAAGGAUGACUGUAGCUAUGCAACCCUGACGCAACUAGCAACGGCACCACUAACAGCCUACAGUGCGAUGCAGAAGGUGAAGCUUAGUGUUGCGGAAACACUGACUAUUCACUUAGUUGGGGCUGAAUUGCAAUUUGAGGGAGACACCCUGGAUAAAUGGGAAGCCUUCUUCCUUCAUCUCAUCCCACAAGUUCUGGAACUUCGGGUGGUUUUCAUUGGGCCCGAAUUGAAUGCGGAAAAUUUGCCACUAGAUAUCUUAAGUCGAAUUCGAAUGUGUCGAACGUGUCGCCAGUCCUGCCGUGGGGUGAAGUUUGACUUUCAAUGCGGGAAACUCUAUCACGACUACGCCAAACUGCCGGCAUUCACGAAGCCAGAUUUAAUUUGUUUCUUCAAUCCGGGCCUAUACAGAGCCACGGGAUUCAGUGGCUUGGACACAUGGCCAGAAACCAUAAAGGUCACCACAUCACUCAACUGCCCAAUCGUUGUGACUUCGUAUACGGAAUUGGAGGCCCCGCAGGACCUCACACAGCUCCAUCGUGCCUCAUCACGCCCCCUAAAUCUCAUCCAUCCACCCAUGGUGAAUCCCUUUUCAUCCCAACGCCCCGAGAGGAAUUUCAUUUCUGACGAAAUCUCCCCGAUGAUCUUCAAGAAUUACUUUGUGUUCAUCGUCAGCUAAGAACCAAACGCCGCAGGAAUGUCUCUUUUAGAAUUUUUUUUAAUGGAAUUUUGUUCUCCACAAAUUAUACGAUAUUCGCACAUUUUAUUCUUUUCUAUCAAUUCACAUUUUUAAAUAAAAAAAUCAUAGAGUUUUGAA